This is a messenger RNA of Ananas comosus (pineapple), 669 nucleotides long. Its product is annotated as putative pentatricopeptide repeat-containing protein At5g59200, chloroplastic. The record is from RefSeq and is a predicted model, not a curated record. Lineage: Eukaryota; Viridiplantae; Streptophyta; Magnoliopsida; Poales; Bromeliaceae. Bases 1 to 669 code for a protein of 222 amino acids. Gene Ontology annotation, molecular function: RNA binding; protein binding. The transcript has a single exon. Gene Ontology annotation, biological process: RNA modification.
AUGUACGCCAAGUGCGGGAGCUUGGACUCCGCGCGCCGGGUGUUCGACCGCGCGAUGCCGGUCAGAUACGCGUCCGCCUGGACGGCCAUGAUCGCCGCGCACGCCGGCAGCGAGGACGCCAUCCACCUGUUCGACGAAGUGGUCGGCCGGGAAAAGCUCUCGCCCGACAGCUUGACCUUCACGUGCGCGCUCCACGCCUGCGCCCACUCGGGCAUGGCCGAGCGGGGCCUCAAGCUGUUCGACGAAAUGCCGAGCGUGUACGGAAUCAAACCGAGAAUGGAGCACUACGGCGCAAUCGUGGAUUUGUUAGGCCGCGCCGGGCACAUAGACGUGGCGGAGCGCGUUGUGAGCUCGAUGCCCUUCGAGCCUAACCACGCCGUGUGUGGCGCAUUGCUCCACGCCUGGGCGCACAAUGCUGACCCUGCUCUCGCAGAGAAGUUGGGGAAGCGCAUAUCGGAACUAGGAUUAGGAUUAGGAUUAGGAUUCGACGUAGGCGUUUCGAACUUGUACGCUAUAGUUGGAAGGUGGGAGGAGGUUGGGGAGGUGAGGGAUAGGAUGGUGGAGAGAGGGGUGCAAAAGGAGAAGGGGUUUAGCUCGGUUGAGGUGAAUGGGGAGGUGGUUAAGUUCUUGGUGGGAGAUGUUAGGCACCCGUUAACGUUAGAGAUAUAG